ACGCCUCCCACUGGCUGCUAUCACCUAGCUAGUGAAGUGUUUUUUUUUUUCCAUUUUGAAUUUGACUAAAUUAUACAAUUUUUGGUAUAACGUUAUAUUUAAGUAUUUAUUUUACUUGUUUAUGGUUACAUCGCGAGCCUAUUAUUAGCUAGCCAGCCAUACAGGCUAGCUGGCCGAGGUCUUGUGGAUUGAUAGCCCAGCUAGCGUUAGCUAGUAGCGGGUAGCCAAGUCCAGGGCAUACAGCAACUGCUUUUAAUCCUGUUUUUACUUGUUAAAGAAAAUGAAGAUAACGGUGGAAUUCGAGGAAUGUCUCAAAGACUCUCCAAGAUUCAGGGCCACUGUAGAGGAGGUGGAGGGGGAUGUCGGGGAACUGGAGUCCAAACUUGAUAAGCUGGUGAAGCUAUGCAUCGGGAUGAUCGAUGCCGGCAAGGCCUACAACACUGCCAAUAAACAGUUUGUCAAUGGAAUCCGCGAGCUCGCUGCAAGCUCCACCAAAGAUGAAGUCAUUGAGUCCAGUCUCACAAAGUUUGCCGAGAGUCUGCAGGAGAUGAUCAACUAUCACACGAUUUUGUUUGACCAGGCCCAGCGAUCAGUCAAGACCCAGCUUCUAACUUUUGUGAAGGAGGACCUACGUAAGUUCAAAGAGUCCAAGAAGCAGUUUGACAAGGUGAGCGAGGAGAAGGAGGCGGCGCUGACUAAGAAUGCCCAGGUGCCGCGCAACAAGCAGCACGAGGUGGAGGAGGCCACCAACAUCCUGACGGCCACACGCAAGUGCUUCCGCCACAUCGUCCUCGACUAUGUCCUUCAGAUCAAUGUACUCCAGUCUAAGAGAAGAUCGGAAAUCCUCAAAUCGAUGCUGUCCUUCAUGUACGCCCACCUGACCUUCUUCCACCAGGGUUACGACCUCUUCAGUGAACUACAACCUCUCAUGAAGCAGCUGGGGGGACAGCUGGACCAGCUGGUGGUUGAUGCAGCCAAAGAGAAGAGGGACAUGGAGCAGAAACACUCCACCAUUCAACAGAAGGACUUCUCGAAUGACGACACCAAGCUGGAGUACAAUGUGGACGCAGACAAUGGCAUCGCGAUGGAGGGCUACCUGUUUAAGAGGGCCAGUAAUGCCUUCAAGACAUGGAACAGGCGCUGGUUCUCCAUUCAAAACAAUCAGUUAGUUUACCAGAAGAAAUUCAAGGAUAAUCCCACAGUGGUGGUGGAGGACUUGCGGCUAUGCACAGUCAAACACUGUGAGGAUAUCGAACGCCGCUUCUGCUUUGAAGUGGUGUCCCCCACCAAGAGCUGUAUGAUGCAGGCGGACUCUGAGAAGCUGAGGCAGGCCUGGAUCAAAGCUGUCCAGAACAGCAUCGCCACCGCCUUCAGGGAGCAGGGAGAGGACGCUGAGCUGGACCGGAAGUCUUCCACGUCGACUGGCAGCCUGGAAUCAGGCGGCGAGCCCAAAGAAAAGUCACUAAAGGGGGAGAGUGCCCUCCAGAGGGUCAUGGUCAUUGGGGGCAAUGCCUGCUGCUGCGACUGUGGCCAGCCUGACCCUCGCUGGGCCAGCAUCAACCUGGGCAUCACCCUCUGCAUCCAGUGCUCUGGAAUACACAGGAGUCUGGGGGUCCAUUUCUCCAAGGUGCGCUCGCUCACCCUGGACUCAUGGGAACCGGAACUACUCAAGCUGAUGUGUGAGCUGGGGAACGGGGUCAUCAACCAGAUCUACGAGGCUCGGAGAGAGGAACUGGGAGCCAGGAAGCCAAGGCCAGCAGACCCCAGGCAGGAGAUCGAGGCCUACAUCAGGGCCAAGUACGUGGACCGGCAUUUCGUGCGUCGCCCGUCUGACGAGGAGCUGCGCUUCAAGGUGGUGUCCCUGUCCAAGCAAGAGAAGAGGCUGAGCAGCAGUUCGGAGCACCUGCCUCCCCGGCCGCCCCCGCCCACGCCCAAACUCCGGCCCGCGUCCAAUUCCUCAAGUCAGUCAGUAAGAAGUGCGGACAGUGGCAUCCAGAACAGUGCUGAUGGGAGUAGGGAGAUGCUGGCCACCAUCCCCUGCACGAACAGCCUGGCUGAAGCAGAAGCUGCUGAGGCGCCUCCCAUGACUAUGCCUGCCACCCUGCCCCCUCCGUCGCCCUGUAAGGAGGUGGUGGUGUUCUCGGAGCCCAAGGAGUACUCCCCGGGACUGCAGCUGUACUGGGCCUCGUGUGCACGCAGCCUGCCUGACAUGGCCGAGGCCCUGGCCCACGGAGCAGAGGUCAACUGGGUCAACACCGACAACGAUAAGAGAACCCCGCUCAUCAUGGCUGUGCAGGGGGGCUCUUUGGUGACCUGUGAGUUCCUUCUCCAAAAUGCGGCCAACGUGAACCAGCAGGACGCCCAGGGCCGAGGACCACUUCACCACGCCACCAUCCUGGGUCACACUGGUCAAGUGUGUUUAUUCCUGAAAAGAGGAGCCAAUCAGAAAGCGGCAGACAUUGAAGAGAAAACACCACUAUCCAUGGCAGUGGACGCUGCCAAUGCAGACAUCGUCACAUUGCUGCGAUUGGCCAAGAUGAAUGAGGAGAUGCGGGAGGCGGAGGGGCCCUACAUGCAGUCAGGAGAUGAAACCUACCAAGACAUUUUCCAGGACUUUUCCCAGAUGGCGUCAAACGACCCGGAGAAGCUGAACCGCUACCAGCAGUACGACUCGCAACAGAGGCCAUGAGGGAGAUGCUACAACUCAGGAGGACCCGCCUGGAAGUGUGCAGAUAGGUCCGCAAUUCUAACGGGGUGUGCUCAGCACCAGAAGGCCGUUUCUCCAGAACCUCAAUGGCGAAGGUGUCUGUCAUAUAUCGCUUUUUAAUGGUCUACAUUUUUACCCCUCGGGUAAAAAAUACAUUUCAAUGUGGUGUUUUGUUGUUGAUCCAUAAUAAGCACCUUUUGGUAGCAUGUUUUCAUAGCAUUGAUCUAUUGUAUAUUAAGCUACAAGCGAGAUUCAUGAUGUCACAAUGUUAAACAUUAAGGUUAAUGGUCAUCCCCCAGGUAAACAUAUCCUGGCAUCUUACUUAAUUGCACAAGGUCCCACUUUCCUAGUCUUAAGUCAUCACUGAUGUUUACAGUGAAACUUUGAAGUGUGAGUCGAUGUAGAGUGCACGUUGCUGGUUUGUCACUCUUCCGAUAAAAGCCCAUAAUGUGGUACAUGCAAAGAUUUUGAUAGUGGGUAUUUUUGAUGACAAUACUUGUGAUUUUAGGGGUAAAAAUGAAUUGUCAGAUACCAGACUAGUUAUCUGUUUGUGUGGGGUAGUGUUUUUGUUUUGUUGUGUGGGGGAAAACAUGCCUUAUGAUGUUUUGGAGUAUCAUUUCAUAUUCAAUCUCAUUUUGGGAUUGAACCCGGAAGCCAGCCGCACCAAUGUGUCGGAGGAAACACUAUACAAGUCAGCGUGCAUGCACCCGGCCCGCCACACGAGUCGCUAGAACGCGAUGGG
This is a messenger RNA of Salvelinus namaycush (lake trout), 3449 nucleotides long. Its product is annotated as arf-GAP with coiled-coil, ANK repeat and PH domain-containing protein 2-like. The transcript has 23 exons. Lineage: Eukaryota; Metazoa; Chordata; Actinopteri; Salmoniformes; Salmonidae. Gene Ontology annotation, cellular component: cytoplasm. Bases 281 to 2689 code for a protein of 802 amino acids. Gene Ontology annotation, molecular function: protein binding; GTPase activator activity. The record is from RefSeq and is a predicted model, not a curated record.